Messenger RNA from Capra hircus (goat), 1236 nucleotides. RefSeq names its product serine protease 44-like. The transcript is spliced from 5 exons. NCBI's taxonomy places the organism in Eukaryota, Metazoa, Chordata, Mammalia, Artiodactyla, Bovidae. The coding region runs from base 1 to 894 and encodes 297 amino acids. Gene Ontology annotation, molecular function: serine-type endopeptidase activity. The record is from RefSeq and is a predicted model, not a curated record. Gene Ontology annotation, biological process: proteolysis.
AUGGCGUCUCCUGGUGUGCUCCAGAGCGGCAGCGGCUCCCUGGGCCUCCUGGUCUGGCUCCUGGCCCUUCAACCUUGGCUCACAUGUGGCCGUCGGACUUCGAGGAUAGUUGGUGGAAGGCCGGCCGCAGAGAAGAAGUGGCCGUGGCAGGUCAGCCUGCAGGUCAAUCAAAGACACAUAUGCGGAGGCUCCCUCAUUGCCAGUCGGUGGGUGUUGACCGCAGCCCAUUGCAUAUUUGGCCAUGUGGAAUACACAGUGAAGAUGGGAGACACACAGUUGCAGCAUACCUCCGCAAGGGCAGUCACGGUCCCAGUCAAAGACAUCGUUAUCCACCAAUAUUUUAAUCCUGUCGGACUAAUCGAAAAUGACAUUGCCCUUGCUCUGCUCGCCUUCCCUGUGAAUUUCUCCGCGAGCAUCCAACCCGUGUGCCUCCCUGAAAAGGCUUUCAUGGUCCAAGCUGGUACAGAGUGCUGGGUGACUGGAUGGGGAAAAGUAAAUGAAGAAGAUGCUACAGUACAGCUUCAGGAGGCUGAGCUAAACAUUCUUCGCUAUGAGACUUGUAAUGAGGUGCUCAGCGAAAAGUUGGAAAGUCAUUUUGAUGUGGUCAAGGAGGGGGCUGUCUGUGCUACCAGCUCCAGAGGAAAGGAUGCCUGCCAGGGAGAUUCUGGGGGUCCCCUGGUCUGUGAAUUUAAUAAUUCAUGGGUCCAAGUGGGGAUUGUGAGCUGGGGCAUUGGCUGUGGUCGCAGAGGGUAUCCAGGAGUUUAUACAGAAGUGAGUUUCUACAAGGAUUGGAUCAUUGCUAGAGUGAGUAAGGCCUCUCAUACAGACUCAAUGGGCUACUUCAGCCUGACUCUGUGUCUGGUGCUGCCUUGGAGCAUCCUGCUGACCCCAUGAUCACCCUGGUCACGUUUCUUCCAGUUUCUGAGUCUUGGACUAGCACUACCUCUGACCUCUGACUCCUACUUUAUGCCCUAUCCUCAGUUUCAUUAAAAUCCACUGACCAUGUGGAGGUCCACAUGACUGAGAAAUGGAAGCAAGAAACCUUGAAAGUUUCCCAGCCUGCUGCUCCAGGAACCUACCGCAUCUACACCUAACCUGGGUUAUGCUCUGCCUGCUGAGAAGGAGUGGCUGAAACAAUGCCAGCUGGAUGGACAGUGACCUGUGGUGAUGCUUCAGGAUGCUUUGCCCACAUCUUGGAGACCGUCUUCACCUCAUCCCUGGCAGCAGCAUUAUCUG